CCUACACCUACCUACACCACCACCACCACCACCACCACCCAACAUCUUCCCUAAAGAGGUCAAGACCGAGACUCACCCUCUCCCCAUGUGAACACGCAUCAAAAUGGUGUGGGAUCAAAUCGAGGCAACGCCUCCUCAUAUCACGUACUUGCUCUUGUCGACUUUUCUCAUCAGCUAUGUGCUCUUCACCAACUUCCUGAGAAAUCGCCUGCAUCUUUCUGAGCCUCCCAUUGCGCUCAUAGUGGGCAUUCUUCUUGGUCCUGCAGUGCUGCAAUGGCUCACGCCGAACUUUUGCGACUCCGAGGGCUGUGGUAGUGAAUUUGCUGGAGGGUGGGGAUGGGGCGACGGAACAGUUCAAGAAAUCACGAGAGUCAUUGUAGGCAUUCAAGUCUUCGCCGUUGGUGUGGAACUACCCAAAUACUAUGCAAGUCGCCACUGGAGAUCCGUUGCCAUGUUACUGGGACCCGUGAUGGCUUUUGGAUGGGGCAUCUGCGCCAUCUUCGCCAAAUACAUUUUUCAAAUCGACUGGUCAACGGCUUUGGUCAUCUCGGCAUGUCUAACCCCCACGGAUCCCGUCCUGGCAGCAAGUAUCCUGUCCAACUCGCAGUUCUCGACACGCGUCCCGAAGAGACUAAAGGACAUGUUGAGCGCCGAGUCGGGCUGCAAUGAUGGCGUCUCCUUUCCCUUUCUCUACAUGGGAUUGUUCUUCUUGACGCAGCACAGCACCGGCGAUGCCGUCAGGGAUUGGUUUCUCAUCACUAUUCUAUGGCAAUGCACGUUCGGUAUCUUCAUCGGACUGGUCAUUGGCGUGACUUUCAAUUGGGUUCUACGCUUCAGCGAUGCGAGAAACUACAUCGACAAGGCCGGUUUCACCGUCUUCUAUCUCCUCCUUGCCAUCUUUUGCGUUGGCGUAGGAUCGACUUUGGACUCGGAUGACUUCCUCGUGGCAUUCGGUGCGGGAUACGGCUUUGCUAGAGACGGCUGGUUUGCAAAGAAGACCAAAGAAGCACAUCUGCCCCAUAUCAUCGACCUGCUUCUCAACUCGAGCAUGUUUGUCUAUGUCGGCACGAUAUUGCCCUUCCAAUCCUACCACGAUAAGAUCUUGACACCCUGGAUCACUGUUCCGCGGUUACUCGGAUUUCUGGUUCUCGUCUUGCUGUUCAGACGGAUUCCAGUCGUGCUCGCCACCUACCGAUUCAUUCCCGACAUUAGAACGAUUCGAGAAGCACUCUUCUGUGGACACUUUGGGCCUAUGGGACUCGGUGCUCUCUUCCUGGCCGUGGAAGGGCGAGCUGUGCUGGAAACGGGGACCAGCACGCCAGAUAGUCACCCACCAGAGUACUCGCCUCCUUUGACCGAUCGACAAAAAGCAAUCGAGACCAUUUGGCCGGUAGUCUCAUUCAUCGUUCUUGGAAGCACUCUUGUCCAUGGACUCAGCGUUCUCGUAUUGAGCGUCGCUUCGCAUUUGAGAAAGUAUAAAAAGGAUCGUGCGGGAGUAGUCGCGGCUGAGACGGACCCUCUCACUGGUAUGGUUCACGAUGAGGGUGAUGGCGGCAGUGCCUCGGAGACUACCGACGACGAACACGGACAGGUUUAGCUUUGAGUGCUGCUGUCGUAGACUAGCUUUGUGCGGCCCUCCAGCGCGGAUUGUAGGCUCUGCAUCACCUGUGUGACUAGCUCAUGGGAGUAAAAAGCUACACCUAGCUCUUGACUUGUGUACCAGGAUGCACGAUCCAUAUUUCCACUGCCGAAGACGAUGGCUUCCUCGUCCACCACGGUGAGUUUGAGAUGAGACUGCACGGGCUCCGCAUCGCCGCCUGUCUUUGCCUUUGCCGCUGCUCCUGAACGUGGUUCAUAAUACGACACGCGUAGCGAGCCCAUUGUUCCCCCUCUCCCCGCUUCCAAAUCCCCCAUUCGCCGCUCCCGCUCCAGCACCGCCCUCUGAUACUUCUUCACCAACCCCCUCACACACCACCCCGUCGUCCUCCCCGCCGUCACGAGUUGUUCCACCCUCAUCAAUCUCUCACUCGUCACAAUCGUCACUUGCACGCCCCGCUCGACCGCUGCUCCCCAGAGUGCGUCGAGCACGGGUGCACAGGUGAGAUUGGGCGUUUGGAUGUAGAUGCUUUUGUGCGCGGUGGUGAAGAGGUGGAGGAGUUCGAGGUUGAGAGGGGUUGGAGGGGCUGGAGAGGGGGGUUGCCAGGGAAAGAGGUGGAAGUGUGGGUUGCGGUGGUGUGGGGAGGGGAGGAA
Sphaerulina musiva SO2202 is the source of this 2250-nucleotide messenger RNA. RefSeq names its product Sodium/hydrogen exchanger. Gene Ontology annotation, molecular function: sodium:proton antiporter activity. The coding region runs from base 104 to 1597 and encodes 497 amino acids. Gene Ontology annotation, cellular component: plasma membrane. The transcript has 4 exons. Gene Ontology annotation, biological process: intracellular potassium ion homeostasis; proton export across plasma membrane; regulation of membrane potential. The record is from RefSeq and is a predicted model, not a curated record. Lineage: Eukaryota; Fungi; Ascomycota; Dothideomycetes; Mycosphaerellales; Mycosphaerellaceae.